Molecule: messenger RNA, 2138 nt
Organism: Calidris pugnax (ruff)
Lineage: Eukaryota; Metazoa; Chordata; Aves; Charadriiformes; Scolopacidae
Product: ras-associated and pleckstrin homology domains-containing protein 1-like
Exons: 16
Coding region: 67-2037 (656 amino acids)
Biological process (GO): signal transduction
Cellular component (GO): cytosol; plasma membrane
Source: RefSeq, a predicted model, not a curated record
GGUACUGUCAGCUAGCAAAGUAUUGACGCCUCCUGUCUCCAAGAAGAUGAUGAAAAACCUUGCUUUAUGAAUGGCCAGUGCGCAUACUGUGAUUGGGACCCACAGAUGGAGCAAUUAUCAGAUGAAGAACUUGACCAUGGUGCGGAAGAAGAUAGUGAUAAGGAAGAUCAGGAUCUGGACAAGAUGUUUGGGGCCUGGCUGGGGGAACUGGACAAACUCACACAGAGUUUGGAUACAGACAAGCCUAUGGCACCAGUGAAGAGAUCACCUCUCCAUCAGGAAACCAAUCUUGCCAACUUCUCGUAUCGCUUCUCCAUGUACAAUUUGAAUGAAGCCCUGAAUCAGGGGGAGACUGUGGAUCUAGAUGCCCUCAUGGCUGACCUUUGUUCCAUAGAGCAGGAGCUCAGCAGCAUUGGGUCUCAUUCAGCAAACAAUGCUGCAGUGAAACGCCUUGCCACAGAUUCCAAAGCUCAGAAACCACCUGCUGGCCGACCUCCUACUAAGCACAGCAGCAUGAAAGGAUUAUCCUCCUCAUCUGGUAAGGUGACAAAACCAUCACAUGCCAACGUAUCUUUGGAUGACAUCACUGCACAGUUAGAGAAGGCCUCUUUGAGCAUGGAUGAGGCAGCCCAACAGUCUGUUGCAGAAGACGCCAAACCAGUAGUUACUGCUCAGCACAGGAGGACAGCAUCUGCUGGCACAGUGAGUGAUGCUGAGGUGCGCUCAAUUAGUAACUCCUCCCGUUCCAGCAUAACCUCUGCAGCUUCCAGCAUGGACUCCUUGGAUAUCGAUAAGGUGACAAGACCUCAGGAACUGGACUUGACAUCACAAGGGCAACCAAUCACUGAGCACUCCUAUUUGGACAGGGAAACCUCCCUCCUUCUGAGAAACAUUGCAGGAAAGCCUUCUCAUUUGCUGACCAAGGAAGAACAGGCUGCUAAACUCAAAGCUGAGAAGAUCAGGGUUGCAUUAGAGAAGAUUAAAGAGGCACAAGUGAAAAAGUUGGUGAUCAGAGUCCACAUGUCUGAUGACAGCUCAAAAACAAUGAUGGUGGAUGAGAGACAGACAGUGAGACAAGUAUUAGACAAUCUGAUGGACAAAUCACAUUGCGGUUACAGUUUAGAUUGGUCAUUGGUGGAAACCAUCUCUGAAUUGCAAAUGGAAAGGAUCUUUGAAGAUCAUGAAAAUUUAGUUGAAAAUCUUCUGAACUGGACAAGAGAUAGUCAAAACAAACUAAUGUUUGUGGAACGUAUAGAGAAAUACGCACUUUUCAAGAAUCCCCAGAACUAUCUUCUGGGGAAGAAAGAAACCUCUGAGAUGGCAGACAGAAAUAAAGAGGUGCUGCUAGAGGAAUGUUUCUGUGGAAGUUCUGUAACUGUGCCAGAGAUUGAGGGAGUUUUGUGGCUGAAAGAGGAUGGUAAGAAAUCUUGGAAGAAACGUUACUUUCUUCUUCGAGCUUCUGGAAUCUACUAUGUCCCUAAAGGGAAGGCAAAGGUCUCGCGAGAUCUUGUGUGCUUUCUACAGCUAGAUCAUGUCAAUGUUUACUACGGACAGGAUUAUCGGAACAAAUACAAAGCACCCACAGACUAUUGUUUAGUCCUAAAGCAUCCUCAGAUCCAGAAGAAAUCCCAGUAUAUCAAGUAUCUUUGCUGUGAUGAUGUAAGGACUCUACACCAAUGGAUCAACGGCAUCCGCAUUGCUAAGUAUGGGAAGCAACUCUACAUGAACUAUCAGGAAGCACUGAAGAGAACAGAAUCGGCGUAUGACUGGACUUCCUUGUCUAGCUCCAGUAUCAAGUCAGGCUCCAGCUCAUCUAGUUUGCCAGAAUCUCAAUCAAAUCAUUCUAAUCAGUCUGACAGUGGAGUUUCUGACACCCAGCCAGCUGGACAUGUCCGUUCCCAAAGUAUUGUCAGCUCCAUGUUCUCCGAGGCCUGGAAACGAGGCACUCAACUGGAGGAAUCCAGCAAGGUGUCAAAAGUGAAGCUCAGCACAGCUAAGGUCAGCACACCCGUGGUGCCUUAUACAGGGCACAAUUAAGGCCCGAAUGGAGCCUGCAGGUCGGCCCUUCGUGUCUGUCGUACCUCCUGUGUCCCCACAGACAAAAGUGGCGACCCCCUAUACAGCAUCGCAGCCGUCCC